AUGCCGUCAAAACUUACAGAAGACUACUUAGUAAAGAUCCUUGACCGAAAGUUAAAACCAUUCGAAGACAAAAUGGAAGGUCUCGUGAAGUCGGUCGAAUUUAUCAGUGCAAAAUAUGAUGAACUGCUGAUUAAACAUCAGUACAUUGAAGAGAUGAUUAAUGAGCUAGUAAAAGAAAAUAAAUUACUCAAAAAGCAAAUUUUUAACUUGCCGAAUCAAUCGGAGCAAAUGUGUGUAAAUUUCAAUGAACUAGAACAAUAUGAUCGCCAGAAUUGCCUCGAGAUACGAGGUAUUGCCGUUCAAGAAGGUGAAGAUACCGAUACCCUAGUAUGCUCUAUUGGUAAUUUAGUAAAUGUAAACAUCAAAGCUGAAGAUAUGUCGAUAAGCCACCGCUUCAAAAGCAAUCCAACAGCCAGAAUUUAUAUUGUUUCCGUAUUUUGGGGAAGUACUUUCCUCUAA
This is a messenger RNA of Paramuricea clavata, 459 nucleotides long. NCBI's taxonomy places the organism in Eukaryota, Metazoa, Cnidaria, Anthozoa, Malacalcyonacea, Plexauridae. The record is from the annotation of a GenBank genome assembly.